UGUUUCCACUUCACAAACACAGGACUUACAGUUGACUGGGACGUCUCUAGCAGAACAGAAAUUUUACAAACUGGCAUCCCAUCCCAAGUCAUUGAGCUCUUCAGUAGAACCCAUUCUACUGUCAUUGUUUGUCUAUGGAAAUUGCGUGGCUGUGUGCUUGAUUUUGUGCACUUGUUAGCAAUGGGUGUUGCUGAAGUAGCCGCACCCAUUAGAUACAGUGUCGAACGAAGAGGGACUAAAACAAGGAAUAAAACUCAACAAAAGAACGGAGUUAGCUAAUUUGGGUUAAACCCCACUUGCAAUCUAAACUGGUCUGAUGUGUUCCAGUCUCCUGAGGUAGGGGGCGCUGUUUCUAAAAUGAGUCUCUCAGGGGAGCCAGAGACCAAAAAGGGAACCCUCAGCACUGAGAGGAAAAGGGCCCAAGUAGAAAGAGCAGGGUCAUCUUUACCCAGCUGUCUGUCUAUGAAGAGUGAUCAUUCAAUGGAUCAACCAGUCACGUUCAGCAAACAAUUCACAGGUGAUCAAAUGGCCCAAGUAGAAAGAGCAGGGUCAUCUUUACCCAGCUGUCUGUCUAUGAAGAGUGAUCAUUCAAUGGAUCAACCUGUCACGUUCAGCAAACAAUUCACAGGUGAUCAAAUGGCCCAAGUAGAAAGAGUAGGGUCAUCUUUACCCAGCUGUCUAUCUAUGAAGAGUGAUCAUUCAAUGGAUCAACCAGUCACGUUCAGCAAACAGUUCACAGGUGAUCAAAUGGCCCAAGUAGAAAGAGCAGGGUCAUCUUUACCCAGCUGUCUGUCUAUGAAGAGUGAUCAUUCAAUGAAUCAUCCAAUCAUGUUCAGCAAACAGUUCACAGGUGAUCAAAUGGCCCAAGUAGAAAGAGCAGGGUCAUCUUUACCCAGCUGUCUGUCUAUGAAGAGUGAUCAUUCAAUGAAUCAUCCAAUCAUGUUCAGCAAACAGUUCACAGGUGAUCAAAUGGCCCAAGUAGAAAGAGCAGGGUCAUCUUUACCCAGCUGUCUGUCUAUGAAGAGUGAUCAUUCAAUGAAUCAUCCAAUCAUGUUCAGCAAACAGUUCACAGGUGAUCAAAUGGUAGAGCGGUCACUGGAGUACAGCUCUUCAGAAUGGUUGAGUUCAGAGAAAUCAUCUUUCCCAAAACAGUCUCUUCUGCACACUCUGAUGAAGCUGAAGAAGGAUGAGAAGUUGAAACUGUUUCAGAGCCAUCUGAGUCAGGAUUGCCCAGAAUGCUUUCAGAGUCUGUCUGAAGAUCCUUCAGUGCUGGAUAGGUUUAUGAAGAUGAAGGAAUUGUUCAAGAGUCAUAAAAUUGCUGAUUACCCAGAAUGCACUGAGAGAGAGCCGGAAGAUCCUGAGGUCCUGUACAUAGUUGAGAAGAUGCUGGAGACCUGUGGCAGUGAGAGAUCUCUGAAGAUCACACUCCACAUCCUGAGGAACAUGAAGCAGAAGGAUCUCACUGACUCACUGGAGAGAGAUGAGCAGUACAAUGAAUCCAUAGAAAGAGCCCAGCUGGCUCUGAAAACUCAUUUGAAGAGGAAGUUCGAAUGCAUAUUUGAAGGUUUAUCAAAGCAGGGCCAUCCAACCCUGCUCAAUAAUGUCUAUGUAGAGCUCUACAUCACAGAGGGGGGAAGUGGGGGGGUCAAUAAUGAACACGAGGUUAGACAGAUUGAGACAUCCAAGAGACAAACCACACAGGAGACUGCAAUCCUCUGCAAUGACAUCUUUAAGCCUUUACCUGGACAAGAGAAACCCAUCAGAACUGUGCUUACGAAGGGCAUCGCUGGCAUUGGGAAAACAGUCUCUGUGCAGAAGUUCAUUCUGGACUGGGCAGAAGGAAGAGCCAAUCAGGACGUUGACCUCAUCUUCACUCUUCCUUUCCGAGAUCUGAAUUUGAAGAAGGAAAUACCAUUCAGUCUGAUGCAACUUCUGCAGCACUACUUUCCACUACUGAAAGAAAUCCAAAGUGUUAAAGGUGAUGAAGUCAAAGUUGUGUUUAUCUUUGAUGGUCUGGAUGAGUGUAGACUUCCUCUAGAUUUCCAAACCAAUGCGAUCUGCUGUGAUAUAACAGAAUCAUCAUCACUGGAUGUGCUGCUGACCAACCUCAUUAAGGGCAAUCUGCUUCCCUCUGCUCUCAUCUGGAUCACCUCCCGACCAGCAGCAGCCAAUCAGAUACCUCCUGAGUGUGUCCACCGUGUGACAGAGGUACGAGGGUUCAAUGACCCACAGAAGGAGGAGUAUUUCAGGAAGAGAAUCAGAGAUCAAAACAGGGCCAGCAGAAUUAUCUCACACAUAAAGUCAUCCAGGAGUCUCUACAUCAUGUGUCACAUACCAGUCUUCUGCUGGAUUUCUGCUACUGUUCUGGAGACAAUGUUGGGUAAAGUAGAGAGUGGAGAUCUGCCCAAUACUCUUACUGCGAUGUACACACACUUCCUUCUUAUUCAGACUAAUUUGAAGAAUCAGAAGUAUCAUGGCACUGAUGAGACAGACCCAAAGGAGAUGUCAGCAUCAGAUACAGAAAUCAUCCUGAAACUGGGGCAACUGGCUUUUCUACAUCUGGAAAAAGGCAAUCUGAUAUUCUAUGAGGAGGACCUGAGAGAGAGUGGCAUUGAUGUCAGUGAAGCUUCACUGUAUUCUGGAGUGUGCACAGAGAUCUUUAAAGAGGAGUGUGGGUUGGGUCAGGAGAAGGUCUACUGCUUUGUGCAUCUGAGCAUUCAGGAGUAUCUGGCUGCCUUGUUUGUGUUUCAUUCAUGUGUAAAUGAGAAAAGAAAUGUACUCAGACUGGGAAUGGAAAUAUCCCAAGAAGCACCUGAAGAAAAUGGUGGUGGUGAUGAUUUUGAUUAUGAUGAUGAGGAGGAGGAAGAGGGGAAAUAUGAAGGGUAUGAUGAUUUUGAUUAUGAUGAUGAGGAGGAGGAAGAGGGAAAAUAUGAAGGGUAUGAUGAUUUUGAUGAUGAUGAUCAUGGUGAUGAUGAUAAUCAGGAUGAGGAGAUGGAGGAAGAAGAUGAGAAAAAAAAGAAGACUGAUGGUGACAGUGUGCAGCUGUCUGAGUUACACAGGUGUGCAGUGGAUCAGGCCUUAAAGAGUAAGAAUGGACACCUGGACCUUUUCCUUCGAUUCCUUCUUGGCCUCUCUCUGGACUCCAUUCAGGCUCUCUUAGGAGGAAUACUGACACAGACAGGAAGCAGAUCAACUGUACCAGACCCACAGACAGGAAGCAGAUCACCACUACCAGACCCACAGACAGGAAGCAGAUCACCGGUACCAGACCUACAGAGUCAGACAGGAAGCAGAUCACAGAGCAUUGAGAAAACAGUCCAGUAUAUUAAGGAGAGGAUCAGAGAAGAGUCUUCAGCAGAGAGGACCAUCAAUCUGUUCCACUGUCUCAGUGAACUGAAUGACAAUUCUCUAGUGCAGGAAAUCCAGAAUUCCCUGAGAUCAGGAAAACUGUCUCAUACAGAGCUGGGACCAGACAAGUGUUCAGCUCUGGCCUUUGUCUUACUGAUGUCAGAGGAGAUCCUGGAUGAGUUUGACAUGAAGACCUACAACACAUCAGCAGCAGGUCAUCAGAGACUGGUACCAGUAGUCAGGAACUGCAGGAAGGCCAUACUGAGCAGCUGUGACCUCACAGAGAAGUACUGUGAUAUUGUGGCCUCAGCUCUCCAGUCAUCAAAAUCACCCCUGAUAGAUCUGGACCUCAUCUACACUAACCUGGGAGAUUCAGGAGUGAGGCUGCUCUGUGCUGGACUGAUGAGUCCAAACUGUAAACUACAGAGACUGGACCUCAGCUACAAUAACCUGGGAGAUUCAGGAGUGAAGCUGCUCUGUGCUGGACUGAUGAGUCCAAACUGUAAACUACAGACAAUGGGAUUGAGCAGCUGUGACCUCACAGAGAAGUCCUGUGAUAUUGUGGCCUCAGCUCUCCAGUCAUCAAACUCACCCCUGAGAGAUCUGGACCUUAGCUACAAUAACCUGGGAGAUCCAGGAGUGAAGCUGCUCUUUGCUGGACUGAUGAGUCCAAACUGUAAACUACGGACACUGGGGCUGGGUUGGUGUAAUCUCACAGAGGGCUGCUGUGAUGUUCUGGCCUCAGUCCUGCAUUCUCCUCACUCUGAGCUGAGUGAUCUGGAGCUCAGAGACAACGAGCUGCAGGAUUCAGGAGUGAGAGCGCUCUCUGCUGGACUGGAGGACCCACACUGUAAACUGCAGAGACUGGGGCUGUCAGGCUGUAGAGUCACACAGAGAGGCUGUGAUUCUCUGGCUUCAGCUCUGUGUUCAAACCCCUCACACCUGAGAGAGCUGGACCUGAGAUACAAUCACCCAGGAGACUCAGGAGUGAGAGUGCUUUCUGCUGCUAAACUGGACAAACUCAUACUUCUUGUGGACCAUGGAGGAGAGAACAGGACCAAACCAGGACCCUGGAAAUACGGCUGUCAGCCCACACUGGAUCCAAACACAGCGCACAGAGAGCUGUUUCUGUCUGAGGGGAACAGGAGGGUGACACACACACCGGGGAGAGAGGAGCCAUACCCUGAUCAUCCAGAGAGAUUUGAGUUCUGGUUCCAGGUUGUGUGCAGAGAGAGUGUGUGUGAGCGCUGUUACUGGGAGGCUGAGUUCUGUGUGUCUGAGAAGCGGGGAUGGGUUGAUGUAGCAGUGACAUAUAAAGGAAUCAGCAGGAAAGGAGAGGGUUCUGAUUGUGAGUUUGGAUGGAAUAAAAACUCCUGGAGUCUGAUGUGUAUUAAACACGCAUACUCUGAUAAACUCAGAUUCUCUGUCUGGCACAAUAAGAACCAAACAGACAUACCUGCCCCCUCCCCCUACCGCAGAGCAGGAGUGGGUGAUGAUGGUGGUGCUGGUAGAGGAGUGUGUGUGUACAGGGUAGGAGUGUGUGUGGACCGUCCGGCUGGCACUCUGUCCUUCUACAGCGUCUCUGACUCUGACACACUGACCCUCCUGCACAGACUCCACACACACUUCGUUCAACACACACCCCUCUGUGCUGGAUUUAGAGUGUUUGAAUCCUCAGUGUCCCUCUGCCAGUUGGAGUAGAGACAAACACACAAACAAACACACACACACACACACACACACACCUACACCUACAUACACAUGUACACACACACACCACACACUAGGGGUGUGCAGAGACAUUAUUUGUAUCUGUAUCUGUUCAACCAACAAAAUUAUCUGUCUCUGUAUAUCUGUAUUCGGAUAGAAGAACAGAAGUGGGCGUGGUUUAUACCGGCAGUCACAUUACAUCGGGCAAAUGUUGUAUUUUCUAACCUCGUAUUCAUUGGCAUUGGCAAUGCAAUUGUUGUGCCUUCAAAGCAUCAAAUUGAUUUAAUAUUGGCAUAUAAUUAGUUAUAAAAUAUAUUUCCACAUCCUCAUACUGUACUUUUCAUCUCUUUCUCUCUUUAUUUUUAACUAAACUAAGUUUUGUGGACUGUCUGAACCCCACCACCACCACCGUUCCUGAGAGCCGACCGUUCCUGGCUAUCACUCAAGAAAACUCUCGCAUCGAGGAGGAGGCGUCAGGUGUGGGAGCUAGUGAGACAAAAGCCUUGUGUGGCAGCUGGAUUUCGUUCAAACCCCACAACCUAUACAUCAAAAUGAAGCUAGAACCUACAGGUUUUUUUGAUGCGAGAGUUUUCUUGAGUGAUAGCCAGGAACGGUCAGCUCUCAGCCCGCUGCCUGCUGUGCGCUGACUCGGUGGGGGCGAUUACAGAAUAUAGUGAUCACUUUUCAAUAAUGUGUAGUAAAUGAAACGACUAGUUAGUGAAAUCAAAGUCCUAUGUUGCAAACAGAAUGGGCAUUUUUAUCUUGUGGCCAUCCACAAUGAUAUGAAUCGAUUUGAAUCUACAUAAUGGCUGACGGACAGAACUUAUUUAUUGAACGUUUUGCAGCGCAGUGGCUCAAAGUUUAUUGGUGUGUGUGUGAGUGAGAGGUAGUGAGAGAGAGAUAAACUUAAUAACUAAUGUGUAACGUUAAACAUGGAGUAGAGACGCACACACAAACAUGUAGACACCUUCACACAUACGCACGUACACAAACACACACAUAUACACACUCCCGCACAUAUAUACAUUCACACACACAUUCAUAUUCACCCACACAUACAUACACAAGCACAUACACGCACACACCCACAUUUGUGUACGCACACACGCAUGCAAACACACAUACCCAUGCACACACAUUCUCAUAUUCGCACACACAUUCUCAUAUUCGCCCACACAUAAACAUGCACACACACGCACACACAUGCACAUGCAUACUAAUACCCACAUACACACACUCUCACACCCACUCAUGCACACACACACUCUCUCUCUCACACACACACACUCACACACACAUACUCUCUCUCACACACACACGCACUCUUUCUAACGCACACCCUCUCAUGCUCACAUUCUCUCACAAACAAGCACACUCCCACAUACAUGCACCCAAGCACUCACACAGCCACACACUCUAUUUCACACCCACACUCUCUCACGCAUACAUACACCCACACACUUACACACACAUGCACGUACACACUCAUAAGCAUUCACACACUCACAGAUACACACACACAUUCUCUCUCACACUCACAUUUUGACACACUUGUAUGUACACCCAAUCUACAUUGACCAAUGCCUAACCACUGCAAAUUUUGUUCUACCCAAUAUUAACAACAGUACAGCUUAAACCCUUGAUAUCACAAUUCUAUCUUGCUGUGUAAUUUUUUUUAAAAAUUUUUACAUUUUAAUGAAAUUAUAUUGUAAAUGUUCAUGGUGGUUUGUGUACUUUUGAUGAUUAAAACAUGAAUAUGUGUGCUAGUGAAAAAAUAUGGAACGGUAAGAUGCUUUUGUAGUAAUAAUUCUAUCUCCUGUAUCUGCAUCUUUGUAUAAAAUAAGCCAGUGGAAAACUCCUCAAGUUAACUCUGCAUUUAACUAGUUUUUACAGUUGCUUUCGUUCAUUUUCACAAGAGUUGCAAUGUGCAAAUUUCUGUGAGCAAAUGCAGCUGAUAGGGAGAAUAUAGAAUGAUCACUGCAGUGUCCUUAUUUCCUUUCAUAACUGUAAACAAUUAUGGGUUCAGUUUCCCUAUUUUGUUGUAUUGUAAUUGUUUUGAUUGAAACUGUUGCUACAAUUUUCUGUAUUUUCAGACAUUAUUCUGUGUGAUUUAACCUGAAUUAUAAAAACAUCAGAUGUUUUGCUGUUAUCAUUUAUUGCUUUGUGAUGUAUUGAACUCCUGUGACACAGUAGUACUUAUUUCAUAUUCUGUAUGUUUGGGCUCAGUAUGGGUAGCUCAGGAUAGGGCUAAAAUAUGCACAGUUGAAGCAGUGACAUUCAUCUGCAGGAGUGUAAAUGAAAUCCAGUAUGAGACACAAGUUAUGCACUGUCUGCUGCGUGGUUUCUUCUUGUUUCUGUAUGUAACACAACUAUCUGAUAAUAACUAUUAACAUAAAAUUA
Messenger RNA from Anguilla rostrata (American eel), 7458 nucleotides. RefSeq names its product NACHT, LRR and PYD domains-containing protein 12-like. Bases 358 to 5049 code for a protein of 1563 amino acids. Gene Ontology annotation, molecular function: protein binding. The transcript is spliced from 17 exons. Gene Ontology annotation, biological process: intracellular signal transduction. The record is from RefSeq and is a predicted model, not a curated record. NCBI's taxonomy places the organism in Eukaryota, Metazoa, Chordata, Actinopteri, Anguilliformes, Anguillidae.